Molecule: messenger RNA, 1768 nt
Organism: Scomber japonicus (chub mackerel)
Lineage: Eukaryota; Metazoa; Chordata; Actinopteri; Scombriformes; Scombridae
Gene: s1pr3a
Product: sphingosine-1-phosphate receptor 3a
Exons: 2
Coding region: 308-1507 (399 amino acids)
Biological process (GO): G protein-coupled receptor signaling pathway
Cellular component (GO): membrane
Molecular function (GO): sphingosine-1-phosphate receptor activity
Source: RefSeq, a predicted model, not a curated record
UCAGUGAUAUGAUACUUUAUUUUUACGGGCGAGGACAAGAUAUGGACAUUUAACUAUACGUCGAUUAUACUUUUUGGCAUCAAUACAUUUUGUACUAGCGCAACUUUACGCAAGAGAAAAAAACAACACGUCUACCAAGUUCUGCAAAUCUUUCCACAUCGCCAGGAUGUUUAGAUGAGGCUAAUAACCCCGAAAGGACCUUGAGGAGGCCAUAUGAUGUCAGUUGUAUCACUGCCAGGUUGAGAAGUGUCCAGUGCUGUGGCGCCCUCUGCUGUGUGACUGAGGAAGGCCAGGAAGGGCAGACAGUAUGGGGAACAUGAUGGAGGAGGGGAUGAACUCUGUCAUUGUCAGCCACUACAACCACUCAGGGAAGUGGGACCGGCCUCGUAGUAGCGGGGCUUGUAAGAUGGCUGUGCUACUCUUCAUCUGCGUGCUGAUUGUCCUGGAGAACGUCACGGUCCUCCUUGCUCUCUGGAGGAACAAGCGCUUCCAUAGCCGCAUGUACUUCCUCAUUGGAAACCUGGCACUGUCAGACCUGCUGGCUGGUGUGGCUUACGUGGUUAAUAUCUUUACCUCAGGACGCAACACCUUCUUCCUGACACCAGUGCAGUGGCUGGCCAGAGAAGGGAGUAUGUUUGUGGCCCUUAGUGCCUCCACAUUCAGCCUUCUUGCCAUUGGGAUUGAGAGGCAUAUGACUAUGGUGCGCCUGCGUCCAUGUGAGACAGCAGGUCGGGGGAGACUUCUUGGACUGCUGGCGGCCUGCUGGCUUGUGUCAGUGCUGCUCAGUGCCUUGCCCAGCCUGGGCUGGAACUGCCUGAACAAUCUGCCCUCCUGCUCCACUGUGCUGCCACUCUAUGCUAAGAGUUAUGUGGCCUUCUGCAUCAGUGUCUUCAGUGCCCUGUUGGUAGCCAUCAUCAUCCUCUACAUCAGGAUCUACCGCCUGGUGACCUCUAGCGGCCGCAGGGUCAGCAGCCGGCCUUCAGAGCAUUCGCUGGCCCUGCUGCGGACUGUGGUUAUCGUUCUUGGAGUUUUUGUCAUGUGCUGGGCCCCUCUCUUCCUCCUGCUGCUGUUGGAUGUGGGUUGUAGCCCAGAUAAGUGUCCUGUGCUCUACCAGGUGGACUGGUUUAUCGCCCUGGCUGUGCUCAACUCUGCCCUCAACCCUCUCAUAUACACUCUGUCGAGCAGGGAGAUGAGGGCUGCCUUCUUCCGGCUGCUGUGCUGCUGUCAGACCAGCAUGGAGCACACUGGCACAGCUAUGGCUGGCAACCCCCACCUGGGCAUUGUCAUCCCCACAGCGGAGAACAGCAAGACAAGUAUGGGUGGAGGAGGGGGCAGUGUGGCAGGGAAGACUACGCUGAAUAGAGGGAAGGUUCCCACACCUAUGAACUCUGAGAACAAGCAUGGAGACCCUUCUGCCACUGCUGUGCCCCACCCUUCUGGGCCUGCAGACCUGCUCUCAGCCGUGCUUGUGAAGGCAGGGGCGCUGCCGCCCCUCAACAAGUUCUGAGUGAAAGCACCUUAAAGAGGCCUUACAGUCACAGAACUGACACAGCCCUGCUAUCAGCCACCUUUUGUUUAUGCACUAUGGCCAGUAUAGUAUGGAUAAGAUGAAGUAAUGAUGAAAUAGCUAAGACAUUCAGUUGGAACCAAAUAAAUCCAGAUUGUAGAUUAGAGUACAAUCAAAAUCAUUUAAAGCCACUGUUUACAAUAACUCAGCAAUAUUACUCACAGUACCAAAGUAAAUUAAAUGUUGUGUUUGUCUUAUACA